GUCACCGCCUCUUUGAACGUCCCAGGGUAUUUCCAUCGGGGGAAGGAAAUCAACUUCUCCGGGGGUUGAACACCGGGUCCGUUCGCAGUUAAAAGGCCUUUUUUCUUGUCCGUUAAACCGUCGUGACGUCGUCGCGGCGCGUCACGACGCUCCCCAAUUAAACCCUGUAGCAGUAAAUGGAUCCGCACGAGCCGAAGUGAACCCGACUGCUCACCUGAGUUAACCAGACGCCAUGGCUGGAGAAGACCAUUACCUUCAUACUUCCACCCAGAUCUUCGACACCAUGGGGAUGGAUCCGGUGUGGGAGUUUACACAUUUCCCUGUGAUGUCCCAGAAUGCAUCGCUGCAGACGGUGGAUGGACCGUUCCUGCAGAUCGUGGAGCAGCCCAAACAGCGUGGCUUCAGGUUCAGGUACGGCUGUGAAGGUCCUUCUCACGGCGGUCUGCCAGGAGCCUCCAGCGAGAAGAACAGCAAGACCUACCCCGCCGUCAAGAUCCGUAACUACCAGGGUCCGGCCCGGGUGGUGGUCCAGCUGGUGACGGCGCUGACCCCCCACCCUCAGCUCCACGCUCACAGCCUCGUGGGGAAGCAGUGCGACAAAGGGAUCUGCGUCACAGACCUGCAGCCCAAAGACUCCAACAUCAGUUUCCCCAACCUGGGCAUCCUCCACGUGACGAAGAAGAACGUGGCCAAGACGCUGGAGGAGAGGAUGGUGGAGGCCUUCCGGCUGGGAUACAGCUGCGGCGUCUGCAUCCACCCCGACAUCGACGCCCUGCAGGGGGAGGUCCGAGUCCCCCGAGACCUCAGCGACCCCCAGCGCAGUGUGAUCAGCAGCGCCGCGGCCCUGCAGGCUAAAGAAAUGGACCUCAGCGUGGCUCGGCUCAUGUUCACGGCCUUCCUCCCCAACAGCGACGGAGGAUUCUCCAGAAGACUGGAGCCCGUUGUGUCCGAACCCAUCUACGACAGCAAGGCUCCCAACGCCUCCAACCUGAAGAUCGUGAGGAUGGAUCGAACCGCCGGCUGCGUGAGCGGAGGAGAGGAGGUCUACCUGCUCUGUGACAAAGUCCAGAAAGAUGACAUCCAGGUUCGGUUCUUUGAAGAAGACAACUCAGGGGUGACCUGGGAGGCUCUGGGAGAUUUCUCCCCUACAGACGUCCACAGACAGUUUGCCAUCGUGUUCAAGACUCCGAAGUAUCGAGACCAGAACCUUCAGAAACCGACGUCUGUGUUUGUUCAGCUGAAGAGGAAGUCUGACAACGAGACCAGCGAACCCAAACCCUUCACCUACCACCCUCAGAUCAUAGACAAGGAGGAAGUGCAGAGGAAGAGACAAAAGACGUUGCCAAACUUCCAGGACUUCAGCGGCCAUGGAGGAGGUGGAAGUCUGUACCGAGGAGGUGGUGGGGGAGGAGGAGGUCCUGCUGCAGGUGGAGGACCUGGAUCUGCAGGAGGAGGAGGUUACUUCCAGGGCUUCACUACCUACAACUAUGGUGGAGCAGGAGGAGGAGGAGGAGGUUUCUCCACAGGAUACUCAGCUGGUCUGGGAGGAGGAGUAGGAGGAGGAGCAGGAGGAGGAGCAGGAGGAGGAGCAGGAGUCAUCAAACACGGAGAGAAGAAACAACAGGGCGACCGCCAUCCAGACGAUGACUCGGGGUCGGGGGUCGCGCUGAGAGCUGCAGCCCGGCCAGGAGGCCUAGAUGCGGGGGGGAGGAGGGAGGAGGGAGGGGUCAGUGCGGAGGAGCCUGAAGGCGACCGCUUGCUGGAGGCGACCGGCGGACAGCUGGAGGCUCUGUUUCGCUAUUCGGUGACCGGCGACUCGGCGUACCUGCUGGCGGCACAGCGUCAGCUGAUGGGCGCGCAGGACGAGGACGGAGACACUGGGCUCCACCUGGCAGUCCUCCACAGCCAGCAGGAGGCGCUGAAGAGUCUGACUCAGGUGGUCUCUGCUCUGCCCGGAGUGGAGGUGCUCAACCUGAGAAACCACCUCUACCAGACUCCUUUGCACCUGGCCGUGAUCACCCAGCAGAAGGAGGCGGUGGAAGCGCUGCUAUUGGCCGGCGCCGACCCAACUCUGACAGAUCGUCAUGGCAACACGGCGCUCCACCUGGCGUCCCGGCUGGAAGGAGAAGGUGAUGGAGGAGGAAUAGUCCAGUUUCUACUGAAGCACGGAGAGAUGAGUGAGCUGCUGGACCACACCAACACAGCAGGUCUGUGUGCGAUCCACCUGGCCGUCCUGGCCAAUCAGCUGUCUUCUCUCAGGGAGCUGCUGGUGGGCGGGGCUAACGUGGAGGCUCAGGAGCACGGCUGUGGACGCACCGCCCUCCACCUCGCCACCGAGAGGGACAACAUGUCGCUGGCGGGCUGCCUGCUGCUGGAGGGAAACGCUGAGGUGGACUGCUUCACCUUCAAUGGCUCCACCCCCCUCCACAUCGCUGCAGGGCGAGGCUCCGUCAAGCUGACGGCUCUUCUGAUGGCUGCAGGAGCAAACCCUCAGAAGGAGAACUUUGAGCCGCUCUUCUUCAGGGAGGACUGUGAUGAAGAGAGGGAGGAUGAGGAUGAAGAUGAAGGCUACAUCCCAGGAACCACUCCUCUCAACAUGGCCGCCACCACUCAGGUGUUGGAGCUUCUGAAUGGAAAAGAAUAUGAAACAAAAUGUCCACGAAAAGCCUUCACCCCUUCUCAAGGAGACUUGGCGAGCCUGGACAUGGAGGUGAAGCAGCAGGUGUGUUGCGCUCUGGAGAGUGAAGGAUGCUGGGAAAAACUGGCUCACAGUCUGGGUCUCGGGAUCCUCAACACGGCCUUCAGGCUGAGCCCCUCCCCCACCAAAACACUGCUGGACAGCUACGAGGUUUCAGGCGGGACGGUCAGGGACCUGCUGGCUGGUCUCAGGUCAGUCAGCGAGUGCAGAGCGCUGGGCGUCCUGGAGGAGGCGCUGUGUCGCCGCGAUGAGCAGGAGGAGGAAGAGGAGGAGGAAGAGGAGGAGACGAGCGGUGAGCCCGAGGCUCGGAACCAGAAGGUGGACGUUCGGAUGGACAGCGGCGUCUGCGACAGCGGCGUGGAGCUCUCCACGGCGUGAGCGUUUGAUCCAAUAGGGCCGAACGCUUCUCAGUUAAGAUUCAACUGAACGUGUUUUGUUAAACGGUUGUUUUGAUGGUGUUCAGCCCACACUACACUCCAGCAGCGCCAACAAAGAAUGUCAACGAGGGUUUUGUUGCUUCAGAGGUUAAUUCACCCCAAAGAAAUAAUACAACAAGAGUCCCUCAAAUGUCACGUGGUAAAUAAUUGUAUUGAUUUGAUUGUUUUGUUUCUGUCUGCAGGGGAAAGGUGCUAUUGAUACUGAAAUGGUUGUAAAGAAGUUAAAAUUAAAUGUGUCUUCAGGUGACACUCACACGGCCACCUGGGGAAGGAUUCCUCCGGUUCAUGCUUUAGAUCCACGGUCCUGGUCCUGGUCCUGGUCCUGGUCCUGGUCCUGGUCCUGGUCCUGGUCCUGGUCCUGAACAUGACUCUACUUCUCUCUUGAUGUAUUAAAGGUGAAGUUGUGUUGUGUGUUUCUGAUAUUCUAAUAUUCUACAGUACAACUCCACAUUUAACUCAGAGCUCAGUAGUAAUGAACUUAUUGUUUAUUAGACACAUUUAUGUUCCUGUCAACAAACAUUAUAAACUUUAUUAUGGCAGA
Messenger RNA from Cyclopterus lumpus (lumpfish), 3676 nucleotides. It is a transcript of the gene nfkb1, whose product is annotated as nuclear factor of kappa light polypeptide gene enhancer in B-cells 1. The record is from RefSeq and is a predicted model, not a curated record. Gene Ontology annotation, molecular function: protein binding; DNA-binding transcription factor activity, RNA polymerase II-specific; RNA polymerase II cis-regulatory region sequence-specific DNA binding. Gene Ontology annotation, cellular component: cytoplasm. Gene Ontology annotation, biological process: inflammatory response; cellular response to stress; canonical NF-kappaB signal transduction. The transcript has 23 exons. NCBI's taxonomy places the organism in Eukaryota, Metazoa, Chordata, Actinopteri, Perciformes, Cyclopteridae. Bases 233 to 3076 code for a protein of 947 amino acids.